Apodemus sylvaticus (European woodmouse) is the source of this 3680-nucleotide messenger RNA. RefSeq names its product solute carrier family 9 member C1 (gene Slc9c1). Gene Ontology annotation, molecular function: sodium:proton antiporter activity; monoatomic ion channel activity. The record is from RefSeq and is a predicted model, not a curated record. Gene Ontology annotation, cellular component: membrane. Lineage: Eukaryota; Metazoa; Chordata; Mammalia; Rodentia; Muridae. Gene Ontology annotation, biological process: proton transmembrane transport. The transcript has 27 exons. The coding region runs from base 15 to 3536 and encodes 1173 amino acids.
AAUUAAACAAGGGAAUGGAAGAAAGUUCUGAAAAUUUAACUGCAUCCCACAGCAUCAAACUGAGUAAUGCAUGGCUGGAUCUUCUCAAAAGUGUGUUUCUGAGCACUCCCCAGGACCUCCCUGAAAUCAUCCUGAUACUGUCUUUGAUCUGUACAAUUGGAGCAUUUUUGAACAUGCAUCUGAAAGAUUUUCCAAUUCCUCUUCCUGUGAUACUAUUUUUAAUUGGAUGCUGUUUUGAAAUCCUGAGUUUUGCAUCUACCCAGAUCCAGAUAUAUGCAGAUGCCAUACAGUGGAUGGAUCCGGACAUAUUUUUUGGUAUAUUUACACCAGUGAUUAUCUUUAAUGUUGCAUUUGACAUGGAUAUAUACAUGCUUCAAAAGUUAUUUUGGCAGAUACUACUAAUUACAAUUCCUGGAUUUCUGAUUAAUUACACCUUAAUACUUUGGUAUCUGCAGUCUGUGAAUAAAUUAUCUUUGAAAACCAUCCCCUGGUUACUAUUUUCUGCUGUUCUUAUAAGUUCAGAUCCAAUGCUUACUUCAGCCUCCAUAAGAGACCUUGGUCUUUCUAGAAGCCUCACAAAUUUAAUUAAUGGAGAGAGUCUACUGACCUCAGUGAUAUCCUUAGUUAUAUAUAGUGGUGUUGUGCAUAUCAGCUUCAAGUCAAAGAAUGUGAACCGUACCCUAGCCCAUAAGGUCAUGUCUACAGCUUGGUCGUAUAUUGUUGAAAGCUUCUUUACGGGAAUCAUAAUUACAAAAGUGAUUCAGUUAUGGAUGGCUACCAUCUUUGGUGAUGAUGUCAACCACAUCACUCUCAUCUUCUCAGUUCUAUACCUCAUCUUCUAUGUUUGUGAACUCGUUGGGAUGUCUGGAAUAUUUACUCUGGCCACCAUAGGACUUUUUCUAAAUUCUACAAGUUUUAAACCAGGAGUUGAAGCAUUUCUCCUCGAAUUCUGGAACUGCCUGUCCUUUAUUGGGUUUCUUAUGGUGUUCACAUUCAUUGGACUUCUAAUCCCUGCACACACAUAUUUAUAUAUAUCAUUUUCUGAUGUAUAUUAUUCAUUAAACAUCUACUUCACACUGAUUGUUUUAAGACUUUUGGUCUUUCUGCUAAUGAGCCCCAUUUUGUCUCGACUUGGUCACGGGUUCAGCUGGCGCUGGGCGUUCAUCAUGGUCUGGAGUGAAAUGAAAGGAACACCGAACAUAAAUAUGGCCCUCCUGCUCGCCUACUCGGACGUUUCUCUUGGUUCCGAGAGGGAAAGAUCUCAAAUAUUAUUUCAUGGAGUGUCAGUAUGUGUAAUUACCCUGAUUGUCAAUAGAUUUAUUUUGCCAAUGGCAGUUACUAAACUAGGUCUUCGUGAUGUCACAUCAACAAAAUAUAAAUCAGUUUAUUAUACAUUCCAACACUUUCAAGAGCUAACCAAAUCUACAGCCAUGGCACUCAAAUUUGACAAAGAUCUUGCUAAUGCUGACUGGAACAUGGUUGACAAUGCAAUUAUACUUCAAAAUCCAUAUGCAUUGAACCAAGAAGAAACAACGGAGCAUCAGAAGGUGAAAUGUCCAGACUGCAACAAGGAAAUAGAUGAGACCCUCAACAUUGAAGCCAUGGAGCUGACCAACAGGCGACUCCUGUCAGCGCAGAUAGCAAGCUACCAACGACAGUACAGGAAUGAGAUUCUGUCCCAGAGUGCAGUGCAGGUGUUGGUUGGCGCGGCCGGAAGCUUUGGUGAGAAGAAGGGAGAAUAUAUGACUCCUGAGAAUAUAAAGAAUUAUUCAGAAAGCAAAAAACUCCUCUCCUUUCUUAGAAAAUUACUACUCAACUGGGUGUAUAAUACCAAAAAAGAUAAAGGGGUUCCUUCAAGAUACAUUUUUCUUCAUACAUGCCAUAAAAUAGUCUUCACAAAUGAAUUUGAGUAUACUGGAUACCUUGCAGUAUUAAUGAGCACAUAUCCUAUGAUAAUCUGUUGGAUUUCCCGUCUAAAAGACAUCUAUGAAAACGAGAUAAAAUGUGCUAACUACUAUUUUCUUGCCUUUUAUAUUUUGGAGGCUCUACUUAAGGUGGCAGCAAUGAGGAAGGAAUUUUUUUCACACACCUGGCUCCUGUUUGAGCUCGGGAUUACUUUAGUUGGCAUCCUAGACAUAAUACUCAUUGAAACAGACUCCAUUAGUUAUAAUUUUGACUUAACGGAGACUGUGGUCUUCAUGAACGUGGUUCGACUCCUUCGUAUAUUACGCAUCUUGAAGCUCGUAACGCCCAAAUUGCUGCAAAUAAUAGACAAAAGGAUGAGCCAGCAGAUAUCCUUUCGGUAUUCGAUACUGAAAGGCUAUGUCCAAGGGGAAAUGGACGUACUGAAUAUAAUUGAUCAGAUUGCAAGUUCCAAACAGACUAAACAGAUAUUGUUAAAACGGGUAAUGAGGAAUAUGGAACAUGCUAUGAAAGAGCUAGGCUACUUAGAGUACGAUCAUCCAGAAAUCGCUGUCACUAUGAAAACCAAGGAGGAGGUUAAUGUCAUGCUCAAUAUGGCCAGAGAAAUUGUCAAGGCUUUCAGGUCCAAGGGAAUCAUACACAAAGUGGAAGGCACUGAGAUUAACAAGUUAAUCAUGGCCAAAAAGAUCGAGGUGCUUGACCUGCAGUCUGUUAUCCAGCCGUUUAAUGUGGAAGAAGCCCCAUACAACAUCCCAUGGCUUAGUGAGGAUCCUGAAGCCAUAGCCUUUAUUCAGGAAAAAGCAAAAGUUGUAACAUUUGACUGUGGAAAUAACAUCUUUGAAGAAGGUGAUGAGCCAGAAGGAAUCUAUGUAAUAAUUUCAGGCAUGGUUAAGCUUAAAAGGUCAAAGGCAUACCUGGAGAUGGAAAAAGCACCCUCAGAGUCAGAGAUUAAAAUUCACCCACUGCCUCACACAGAAUAUCUGCUCAGCGGGGAGAUAAUAGGAGAGUUAAACUGUUUGACUAAAGAACGGAUGCAAUAUUCUGCCACCUGCAAAACCGUUGUGGAGACAUAUUUUAUUCCCAUUAGCCACUUGUAUGAAGCCUUUGAAAAAAAGUGUCCUAACAUGAAAUAUAAAAUGUGGCAAAAAAUCGGACUUGCCAUUACUGCCCAAAAGAUACGAGAACACUUAUCUUUUGAGGACUGGAACUACAAGAUGCAGUUGAAACUCUGCAAUGUCUUCGUAAGAGAUAUACCCAAGUUUACGAAGACAGACAUCUAUGAUGAAACGGUAACCCACGUUGUCCUCAUCCACGGAUCUGCUGAAGACUGCCAGUUGAGAAAAAUUUAUAAGGCACCUUUUCUAAUUCCUGUGACGUGUCAUCAGAUACAAGGAUUGGAAGACUUCACAAAAGUAAUGAUUAUUCAGACUUCAGUUGCUGUAAGAAAAUUCAGGUGGAAUGUAAGAAAGUAUAUCCCUCCUCGAAGGAUUUCUAUGAAACCAGAUUUUAAAAGAGAAUUGUUUGAAACACUGGAUGAAAGCUCUGAAGAUGAAGAUAGUAAGGAAGAGAAUCAAGAAAAUGAGGAAAAUUUAGAAGACAAUAUUAACGUCUAAAGAGUCACCUGGAAAGAAAGUUCGGUCCUCUGCCCAAGCUUCUCAACAUGACCUUGAAAGCAUUUGUUUCUGGAGAUGGAGACAAGCCAAUGUUUAUAUGCCUUUUGUGUGAUAAUGUGAAUUAAAGCACCUCACACUAACCAA